This is a messenger RNA of Vidua chalybeata, 662 nucleotides long. RefSeq names its product vesicle associated membrane protein 3 (gene VAMP3). The transcript is spliced from 5 exons. Gene Ontology annotation, cellular component: SNARE complex; plasma membrane. Gene Ontology annotation, biological process: vesicle-mediated transport; vesicle fusion; SNARE complex assembly. NCBI's taxonomy places the organism in Eukaryota, Metazoa, Chordata, Aves, Passeriformes, Viduidae. Gene Ontology annotation, molecular function: syntaxin-1 binding; SNAP receptor activity. The record is from RefSeq and is a predicted model, not a curated record. The coding region runs from base 210 to 527 and encodes 105 amino acids.
CUGGCACUGAAGCGGCACCCAAGGGUGGCGGCAGCGCCAAAACAGUGGCACUGUGCCGGCUCUGAGCCUUGCCCUGGCUCCCGCGUUGUGCCUGUGCUCAUUACGUGCAAGUUAGAAGCCAAUGUGAAAAUGCGUAAAUACAGGAAACAGUCAGGCUUGGCUGUGUGGCGUGCCAGGAUGCACUAAACAAGCUUUCACAUCUGGUGUGAAUGAAGUCGGCCAAUGUCCCUGGAAGCUCAAAUAUGGCUGCUGGCAGCAAUCGCCGGCUUCAGCAAACUCAACACCAAGUAGAUGAGGUCGUUGACAUCAUGAGGGUGAACGUGGACAAGGUGUUGGAGCGGGAUCAGAAGCUGUCAGAGCUGGAUGACCGCGCUGAUGCCCUGCAAGCAGGGGCUUCCCAGUUCGAGACCAGCGCGGCCAAGCUGAAGAGGAAGUAUUGGUGGAAGAACUGCAAGAUGUGGGCGAUAUUGAUAGGUGUUGUUGUCAUUAUCAUCAUCAUCAUUAUUCUCUGGAGUGUGUAUUCAUGAAUUACAAGAAGAAACUCAAUUCAACUGAAGGUGCCUUUGAGAAUCUUCUUCAACCUCUCCCACUUCAAACCUGCUGCCUCCUCAGCCCGUUUACUGCUGUUUAAAGCAAAACUAUAUUGAUUGUCGAGACGUUAA